AUGGCCAAAGUAGAACUAGAAGUUGAGAUUGACAUCCAUGAAAAUUCACUCGAUAACAGUGCAGAUAGUGAGUUGCUGGGCAUGGUUGAUGAAGGAUCGUUCGAAAGUGCAGAUUGUAAUAGAUCACAAUUAGUUUCACAAUCAUUUCUGGAUAGCAAUGAAGAAGAUAAUAGUUCAACAUAUAAUUUUAAGGAUAUAUCUGGUGCAGUAACAUACAAACUAGUUCAAAUGACAGGAGAGGAAACACCAAACACAAUGUCUUCGGAAUCACCAACACAUGUAUUACCAAGCGGAGAAUUUUAUGUUAUAAGUAAUCCAGUGCAAGUUUUUGGAGCAACAGCUGCCCAAAAGAAAGUCAUAAGACGACAACCUAUACAGACUAAAGCCGUUACAGCCAAAAAGAGAGAUGACAAGAGAAGGGCAACUCACAAUGAAGUUGAAAGACGGCGUAGGGAUAAAAUAAACAGCUGGAUCAUGAAAUUAGCAGCUCUAGUACCAAACUCAGGUCUCCCAGAUACAGCUAGUAAAGGAGGCAUUCUUGCCAAAGCGUGUGAUCAUAUCACUGAACUCACAGAAAGACAGAGAAAAUUAGAAAAGUUAGAAGGUGAUAACGAUAAAUUAGUGUUAGAAGUUUUAAGGCUCAACCAACAACUGUCAGAGCUUCAAAAAGAAAAUGACUCGUUAAGAAUCCAAAUAGCAGACAACUGCAUAGUCUCUAGUAUAAGCCACAGACCAAAAGGCCAGAAAUCU
Messenger RNA from Brenthis ino (lesser marbled fritillary), 750 nucleotides. The record is from the annotation of a GenBank genome assembly. Lineage: Eukaryota; Metazoa; Arthropoda; Insecta; Lepidoptera; Nymphalidae.